Molecule: messenger RNA, 3361 nt
Organism: Oldenlandia corymbosa var. corymbosa
Lineage: Eukaryota; Viridiplantae; Streptophyta; Magnoliopsida; Gentianales; Rubiaceae
Source: the annotation of a GenBank genome assembly
AUUGGAUGGAGUUAACAAUUAAACAUCAUCAUCAUCUUUAGUAGAAGUACAAGUAUUAACAGCUAGGGUUUCUUUUCCAACCUCCAUUUUUCAUUUUUGUGGAUUUUAUUUACUCCAAAAUUCACAGCCUGGAUCCUCCAAUAUUGUCCUCUCUCUCCUCUCUCUAUCAUCCCUCAACUACUCUCAAUUAACAAUUGUAUUUGUUGUCACACACACACACACACACACUUUUUUUUAACUCACUUUGCCACUUUACUGUCAUCAUCUAAAAAACUCAGCACUCAUAAAAAUGCACACACAGCAGCAACCUCCAAACUAAAUGCACUCUACCAGUCUACUACCCCCUUUCUCUUUCCCCAUUCCUCUGUUUUCCUCCCCAUUGAAAUGAACCCAUAACAUCAUUUUUUCUUUCCCUCAAAAACUGACCCAAGAAAAAAGCCAUUUUUUUUCAGUGAUUAAGAGUGAGUGAGAGUGAGGCUAAAGAGGAGAAAAAAAAGAUGCGAUUUUUAUUGCCAAAAUUAGCAAUGCGGCUGCCAUUCUUCUUCAUCUUCAUCAAUUUCUUGUUCGUUGCUACGAUUUCUACAGAUCUGAGUACUGACCGUGAGGCCCUUUUGGCUCUUCGCUCCGCCGUGGGUGGCCGGACUUACCUGUGGAAUGCUUCCAGUCCGACGCCAUGCAACUGGGCCGGCGUCCAAUGUCAGAACAACAGAGUGGUGGUUCUCCGCCUUCCUGCUUCAUCCCUCUCCGGUUCUCUUCCGUCUAACACCAUCUGCAACCUCACCAGCCUCCGUACUCUGAGCCUCCGCCUCAACCAUCUUUCCGGCCCUCUUCCGUCUGACUUCCCUCAAUGUGCUGAGCUAAGAAAUCUGUACCUUCAGGGUAAUCAAUUCUCUGGGCCUAUUUCACCUGUCCUUAAUAUUCACUCUUUGGUCCGUUUGAAUCUAGCCGGCAACCAAUUUUCCGGCGAAAUUCCGCCGGCGUUGAACAAUUUGACUCGGUUGAGGACUCUUUAUCUGGAAAGCAACAACUUCUCUGGGCCCAUCCCUGAGUUGAGCCUGCAAAAUCUUGACCAGUUUAAUGUUUCUUUUAAUAGCUUAAAUGGCUCCAUUCCCAAAGGUCUUGAAGGAAUGCCGGUCAGUGCAUUUUCAGGGAACACCUUGUGUGGGAAACCGCUUGAUUUAUGCCCCAAAAAUGAAACCCCUCCUGCUAUUGCAGUUGGUAAUACGCCUCCGAUUUUUGAGGGUAAGAGGCAUAGGUUGUCUGGAGGGGCAAUUGCGGGCAUUGUAAUUGGAUCUGUGGUUGGAUUCUUGCUUUUGUUGUUGGUGGUUUUCUUGCUGUGCAGAAAAAGAAGCGGCCAAAAGACAAGGUCUGUUGACUUAACAUCAAUUAAACAGCAUCAUGCCACUGAUACUUCCGUGGAAAAACCUAUUGUUGAAAGUGGGGAGAACAAUGGCAGUUUCAAUAAUGGAUACUCAGUGGCUGCAGCUGCAGCAGCGGCAUUGACUGCCAGUGGGAAAGGGGAGACUGGUGGGGUUGGAGCAAAUGGUGGAGCUAAGAAACUAGUGUUCUUUGGUAAUAAUUCAAGGGUGUUUGAUUUAGAGGAUUUGUUGAGGGCUUCUGCUGAGGUUUUGGGGAAAGGUACAUUUGGCACUGCUUAUAAGGCUGUUUUGGAGUUUGGAAGUGUUGUGGCUGUGAAGAGAUUGAGGGAUGUGAUCAUUCCUGAGAAGGAAUUCAGGGAGAAGAUUGAAGCUGUUGGAGCUAUGGAUCACAACAACUUGGUUCCUCUUAGGGCGUACUAUUACAGCAGGGAGGAAAAGCUUCUAGUUUAUGAUUACAUGCCAAUGGGAAGUUUAUCUGCACUUCUUCAUGGGAACAAAGGAGCUGGUAGAACUCCAUUAAAUUGGGAGGUUAGGUCUGGCAUUGCCCUUGGAGCGGCUCGUGGAAUUGAAUACCUACAUUCUCAAGGUCUUGAUGUCUCCCAUGGAAAUAUCAAGUCUUCAAAUAUAUUGCUCACCAAGUCCUAUGAUGCCCGAGUUUCAGAUUUCGGUUUAGCGCACUUGGUUGGACCCCCAUCCACACCUACUCGUGUUGCUGGCUACCGGGCACCAGAGGUUACUAAUCCUCAGAAAGUUACACAGAAGGCCGAUGUCUACAGCUUUGGAGUGCUACUUUUGGAGCUUCUAACUGGGAAGGCACCCACUCAUGCAGUGUUAAAUGAAGAAGGGGUGGACUUGCCACGAUGGGUUCAGUCGAUUGUACGAGAGGAGUGGACAUCUGAAGUGUUUGAUCUUGAGCUGCUUAGGUACCAAACUGUGGAGGAGGAAAUGGUGCAAUUAUUGCAGCUUGCCAUCGAUUGUGCAGCACAGUAUCCAGACAAUCGGCCUUCCAUGUCCGAGGUUGUGAGUCGGAUUGAAGAGCUCCGUAGAACAAGUGUUCGAGAUUACACUGAACAACAGACUGACCAGGUCAAUGAAGCAGAAUAGCAAAGCCUAUCAAGUCAAUCAGGUGGUGUGUUCUGCCGCAGUUUGUACUAAAAGAGGAAUCCUGUGUGGCAGUAGUAACUUCAACAUUUCCUCCAUUUUUAGAGUCUCAUAUGUUCUUGUUUUUUUCACCUCCAGGCAGCUGUCAUUGUUAUUUAAUUGGAGUUAACAGUGCAUGUUCCCUUUCUUCUGUUUUUUUUUCUUCUCACUCUUUUCUGGGUUUAGAAAACAAUCCCCCAUUGUAGCAGCCUUAGCUCUUCCUUUUACCCCCUCUUCUUAUUUCCUCUCUAAGGAGGGCCUAUUGUUCCAUUAUUCUCUUCAUAUGGAUAAUGGUUGCUGUAAUUAUUACUUCAGCUUUUACUUUUUUAGCUUUCUCUUUAUUGAAUUUGAACCAGCUUUGUGUAAUCAGACUGAACCGGUGACUGAUAACCUCUUUUACAGUCUUUUGGGACUCGUUCUUAUUGUGUUUUGAUUCCUUUUCUGAUGCCCUUUUAUCUCUCCAAUGCCAUUUACUUCAGUCUUUGUACAAUUUACUACUCCUUGAUAUAUAGAUUUCCCAUGUAGUUUGGUCGUCUUCGUAACUUAAACCGAGGUUCUUUUAAACUAAUGACAUGUCUUUCUGGGAAAUUGUUGACUUGGUCUUGCAGUCCCUCCUGGAUGUUUGCUUACAUAAAGUACCAAUUUUUUGUACAUUUAAAAGUGUGGUUUGGUGAUUAUGUAGUUAAAAGUUGUGGCUGGAAGGGGUUCAUUCCAUGUGGUUUAUGGAUCAUCUCAGCAAAUGGUCUUUUAUAAUCAGAGCAGUUGAAUGAGCAAAAAGCAGACACAAAAACUCACACAACCGAUGCUUUGCUGGUGGCUGGUGAAAGCAUCAAAGUGAUCAA